AUGUCAUCUAAAAAGAAAGGUCCAAGUCAGGCAGAAUUAAUGGUGAAAACAUGUUCAGAAAUAAUUAAGGAAUUAAUAAUAGCACAUGAACAGGGAAAAGAUAUUAAUUUGAAUGGAUUAAAAACAAAGUAUUCAAGGUUAAACAAGUUGAAUAAUCAACCAAAAUUGGUUGAUAUUAUAUCUGCAAUACCUGAUCAGUAUAAGAAUUUUUUGUUACCAAAGUUAAAGGCUAAACCUGUCAGGACUGCAUCUGGCGCAAGUGGACCAGAUUCAGAUUUUGAAUAUUCAACACAAUCUUAUACAGGAUAUGAACCAACCAGUAUGAGAGCUAUUAGAGCAAGAUAUGAUCCAUUAGAACAAGCAAGGGGUAGACUUGAUCAAUUAAAAAGUUUAGGACACAGUGUUGAUAAAGUUGAAUAUAUUAUAAUGGGUGGUACAUUCAUGUCGUUAUCAGAAGAUUAUAGAAAAACUAGACCUGACUAUUGUUUAAAACCACAUUUAAGUCAAAUGUUAAGAUAUGGAUGCACAAGAUUAGAAAUAGGAGUUCAAAGCAUAUAUGAAGAUGUUGCUAGAGAUACGAAUAGAGGUCAUACUGUUAAAGCUGUCACGGAAACUUUUCAAUUGGCAAAAGAUGCAGGAUUUAAAGUUGUUUCACACAUGAUGCCUGAUCUGCCGAAUGUUGGAAUGGAAAGGGAUCUAGAACAAUUUAAGGAAUAUUUUGAGAAUCCUGCAUUUAGAACAGAUGGGCUAAAAAUCUAUCCCACACUAGUAAUUCGUGGAACUGGCUUAUACGAAUUAUGGAGAACUGGUAGAUACAAAAAUUAUACACCUAAUGCAUUAAUUGAUCUUGUAGCAAGAAUUUUGGCUCUUGUACCUCCUUGGACACGUAUUUAUAGGGUUCAAAGAGAUAUUCCCAUGCCUUUAGUUACAUCAGGAGUUGAACAUGGUAAUUUAAGAGAAUUGGCAUUGAACAGAAUGAAAGAUUUGGGCAUUGAAUGUAGAGAUGUUAGAACAAGAGAAGUUGGUAUAGUGGAUAUACAUAAUAAAGUUAAACCUGAAGAAGUUGAAUUGAUUAGAAGAGAUUAUGUGGCAAAUGGUGGUUGGGAGACAUUUUUAUCAUACGAAGAUCCAAAACAAGACAUUCUGAUAGGUUUAUUAAGACUAAGAAAAUGUAAUCCUGACACAACAUUUAGACCUGAAUUAACUAAAGUGCCAACUAGUAUAGUAAGAGAAUUACAUGUUUAUGGUAGCGUUGUCCCAUUGCAUAGUCGUGAUCCAAUAAAAUUUCAACAUCAGGGUUUUGGCACUUUGUUGAUGGAGGAGGCUGAACGUAUUGCCAAAUAUGAACAUUGUAGUCAAAAAAUGGCUGUGAUUAGUGGUGUUGGAGUCAGAAAAUAUUAUAGUAAACUAGGUUAUGAAUUGGAUGGUCCUUAUAUGUCUAAAAUGUUGAUUUAA
This is a messenger RNA of Entrophospora candida, 1455 nucleotides long. The record is from the annotation of a GenBank genome assembly. NCBI's taxonomy places the organism in Eukaryota, Fungi, Glomeromycota, Glomeromycetes, Entrophosporales, Entrophosporaceae.